This is a messenger RNA of Penicillium bovifimosum, 2442 nucleotides long. RefSeq names its product c-24(28) sterol reductase (gene erg4). The record is from RefSeq and is a predicted model, not a curated record. Gene Ontology annotation, molecular function: hydrolase activity; oxidoreductase activity, acting on the CH-CH group of donors, NAD or NADP as acceptor. Gene Ontology annotation, cellular component: membrane. Gene Ontology annotation, biological process: sterol biosynthetic process. NCBI's taxonomy places the organism in Eukaryota, Fungi, Ascomycota, Eurotiomycetes, Eurotiales, Aspergillaceae. The coding region runs from base 1 to 2442 and encodes 813 amino acids. The transcript is spliced from 10 exons.
AUGACUUUGACCCGCUCUCAAACGGGGAAGACCCCUAAAAAAUUGGACCGUCCCGGGUUCAUUGAAACUCCCGGCCGUCGCACCCGCAAGAGCCCUCUCUUUGAGGGCGAGAACGAUGCCUCCUACUCCCUGCCCCUUGACCAAUCCAAGCCCACCCGUCGUCGUGCUUCAGGCAAAGUAAAGACCGAGGAGGAAGAUACUGAGGUGAAGAUCGCCACCAAUGGCAAGACUACAACCCCUGGGUCUAAGUCCCAGUCGCGCUUGGUGGAUGGUUGGGAGGAAGGCCUGGACCCCAAGGUGGAUUACAGCGGACACUUCGAAUUCGGUGGUUCAUGGGGUGUACUUUCCAUGAUGAUCGGAUUCCCUCUGCUCAUGUACUACAUGUGGAUUGGUGCCACCUACUACGACGGCAAGUUCCCUCGUCCCGCAGAGAACGAGAGCUACGGCGACUUUUUCGCGCACUUGGCCAAUCUGGUUUACACCGGUGCUUUCCCCUCGGCCAAGGCUUGGACUAUUUACUGGGUUUUCUUCAUCUUUGAGGGUGCUUGUUACGUUCUUCUUCCCGGCGUUACUGUCACAGGACGUCCUCUGCCGCACUCGGGUGGCAAGCAGCUCCCAUACUACUGCUCUGCUGUGUGGUCUUUCUACACCAGCAUUGGAUUGGCACUCAUUGCGCACUUUACUGGUCUCUUCAAGCUGUACACCAUCAUUGAUGAGUUCGGUCCUCUGCUCAGCGUUGCCAUCAUUUCUGGAUACAUUGUCUCCUUCAUUGCCUACUUCUCGGCUUUGGCACGUGGCGCGGAGCACCGUAUGACCGGAUACCCGAUCUAUGACUUCUUCAUGGGUGCCGAGCUCAACCCCCGCAUGUUCAAGAUUCUCGACUUCAAGAUGUUCUUCGAGGUUCGCCUGCCCUGGUACAUUCUGUUGGGUCUGUCCAUGGGUGCUGCUGCCCGUCAGUGGGAGCAGUACGGAUAUGUGUCUGGCGAGGUCAUGUUCCUUGUCAUGGCCCAUUUCCUUUACGCCAAUGCUUGCUCGAAGGGAGAGGAGUGCAUUGUGUCCACUUGGGAUAUGUACUACGAGAAAUGGGGCUUCAUGCUGAUCUUCUGGAACUUGGCCGGUGUGCCUCUGAGCUACUGCCACUGCACAAUUUACCUCGCCAACCACGACCCUGCCGAGUACCGGUGGAAUCGCUACUUCCUUGUCUUCCUCUACAUUGCCUACUUGUUCGUCUAUUGGGUGUGGGAUACCACCAACAGCCAGAAGAACCGUUUCCGUCAGCAAGAACGCGGUACCAUGGUUGCCCGUAACACUUUCCCCCAGCUUCCUUGGCAGACAGUGAAGAACCCCAAGACUCUUACCGCGGCCGAUGGCUCAAAGAUUCUUAUUGAUGGGUGGUAUGGCAAAGCCCGCAAGAUCCACUAUACCUGUGAUCUCUAUUUCGCGCUAAACUGGGGCUUGAUCACCGGUUUCUCCAGCCCGUUCCCUUGGUUCUACCCUCUCUUCUUCGCUUGCAUGAUUAGCCACCGUGCUCUCCGUGAUAUUCAGCGGUGUCGCCAGAAGUACGGCGAGACUUGGCUCGAGUAUGAACGCCAGGUGCCUUACCUGUUCAUUCCUAAAAAACCCAUCAUGCUGAUCGAGGAAUCAUACGUCGAUGUCCCCACCAAAGCGGAUGGUGAGGGGACAAUGCGUCUCUAUGUCUUCCACCCGACAAUCCCUGGCUACCCUAAAGCUCGGUUCCCCGGUGUCGUAGUCUUCAGUGAGAUCUACCAAGUAACGGGUCCUGUGGCACGGUUUGCUCGCCAGAUUGCAGGCCAGGGAUACAUCUGUGUUGCUCCCUCGAGCUACCAUGAAUUCACUGGUCCGGAACCUCUGAAGUAUGACGCAGAGGAUACGGACAAGGGCAAUGCAUGGAAGAUUGGCAAGAAAUUGGCAGCUUAUGAUGAAGACGCUAAGCUCAGCGUUGAUUAUCUCCUGUCGCUGGACACAUGCAAUGGCCGAGUUGGUGCCACGGGCAUGUGUCUGGGUGGACAUCUGGCCUAUCGUUGUGCGCUGGAUAGCCGGGUCAAGGCGAGUGUGUGUUACUUUGCUACGGAUAUCCACAGCAAGACCCUCGCCAAGGGCAAGAAUGAUGAUAGCUUGGCGAGAGCUGGAGAUAUCAAGGGUGAGAUGCUGAUGAUCUUCGGCAAGAACGAUAACCACGUUCCGCCUGAGGGGCGCGAUCUGAUCCGCAAGACCCUGCAUGAGAAGGGUGUCUUGUUCAGCUUCUACGAAGUCGCAUGGGCCCAGCAUGCCUUUAUCCGUGAUGAACUUAGCAAGGGACGGUACGAUCCAGCUAUCACCAAGGUUUGCUUCGAGAUGCUGCUUGAACUGUUUGGGCGCACACUGAAGAUCGAUUUGGGCGAGCAUAACGGGGAAAAACAGGUGAUUGAGGAUGUGUGUUAA